This is a messenger RNA of Astyanax mexicanus (Mexican tetra), 1971 nucleotides long. It is a transcript of the gene pde9aa, whose product is annotated as phosphodiesterase 9aa. NCBI's taxonomy places the organism in Eukaryota, Metazoa, Chordata, Actinopteri, Characiformes, Acestrorhamphidae. The transcript has 19 exons. Bases 151 to 1683 code for a protein of 510 amino acids. Gene Ontology annotation, biological process: cGMP catabolic process. The record is from RefSeq and is a predicted model, not a curated record. Gene Ontology annotation, molecular function: 3',5'-cyclic-GMP phosphodiesterase activity.
CUCGCUCUUCAGUCAGACGCAGAAAUGUCAGAGCUCUGCAGUGCCGCGCGCUCGGGUCUCCUCCGGCUGUAGUGAGCUCAGAGGGUUCAGUGGGCUUCCAGGAGGCUGAGGGUGGGUUUCAGCUCGAGCCCAGAGGAACCACACAGCGGGAUGGGCUCAGCAGCCUCCUCAACCCACCGGAGCAUUCACCUGGAGGUGGAGGGCAGAAUCCAGAAGGUGGUCUUCAGUCGGUUCUGCAGUCCCUGUGAUAUCAAAGAGCUCUUUUGCACAGCUGCAGGGUUGCCCAGGAAUACCACUAUUUCAUUGGUGGACUCGACUGGAGCCAUGGUCUCCAUCAACCCCACCAUGCCAAGCAACUCAGAAAGGUCACCAUACAAAGUGGUUCCCCAUACCGGAGGACAACUGGCCGAUAAAGAAGAACUCUUUCAGAAUGUACUGACCCAGGUAGCCGAGCAAUUCUCCAGGGCUUUUAAAAUAAAUGAGCUGAAGACUGAAGUGACCAACCGCUUGGCCAUGUUGGAGAAGAGAGUGGAGCUGGAGGGGUUGAAGGUGGUGGAGAUCGAGAAAUGUCGCAGUGACAUAAAGAAGCUGAGGGAGGAGAUGGCCUCCAGGAACAACAGCAGUUUCCUGGAUGACAACAAGAAGCUGACCCCUCGCAGAGACGUGCCAUCAUACCCAAAGUACAUGCUCUCGCAGCAGACCAUAAGUGCCCUCAGAAAACCCGCCUUCGACGUCUGGCUGUGGGAAUCCAAUGAGAUGCUUAGUUGUCUUGAGCACAUGUAUCAUGACCUGGGGCUAGUCCGAGACUUCAACAUCAACCCCAUUACCCUGAAGAGAUGGCUGCUCUGUAUCCAUGAUAACUACAGAAACAACCCGUUCCAUAACUUCCGUCACUGCUUCUGUGUCACACAGAUGAUGUACAGCAUGAUCUACCUCUGCAACCUCCAGGAGAAGUUCUCACAGGUGGACAUUCUGAUCCUAAUGACUGCAGCUGUGUGUCACGACCUUGAUCAUCCUGGAUACAACAACACGUAUCAGAUAAAUGCACGGACAGAGCUGGCAGUGAGAUAUAAUGAUAUCUCUCCACUGGAGAACCACCACUGUGCCGUGGCCUUUCAGAUUUUCUCCCAGGCUGACUGUAACAUCUUUUCCAACUUUGAUGCUGAAGCCUUUAAGCAGAUUCGUCAGGGCACUAUUACUCUAAUACUAGCUACAGACAUGGCCCGACAUGGCGAGAUUCUUGAUUCCUUUAAGCAGAAGGUGGACAACUUUGACUUCACAAAUGAGGAGCACGUCACCUGUCUGAAGAUGGUGCUGAUAAAGUGCUGUGACAUCUCAAAUGAGGUCCGGCCGAUGGAGGUGGCCGAGCCCUGGGUGGACUGUCUGUUGGAGGAGUAUUUCAUGCAGAGUGAUCGAGAGAAGGCAGAAGGUUUACCAGUGGCUCCUUUCAUGGACAGAGAAAAGGUCACUAAGCCCACCGCUCAGAUCGGCUUCAUCAAAUUUGUCCUCAUCCCCAUGUUCGAAACGGUGAUGAAGCUUUUCCCUCAGAUUGAAGAUGUGAUGGUUCAGCCACUCAGAGAGUCCAGAGAUAGAUACGAGGAGCUCAAACAGAUCGAUGACGCCAUGAAUGAGGUCCAGAAAAAGAAGAGUGAGAAUCUCACCAUGGGAGGAAAAAAGAAAUGAGGGUAAAUCCUCUGAGGGUCCAGUAGACUGCAGGAUGGACAGAAGAAUGUUGGGUGAUGUGCUGGCCAGACAAUCCAAAGCCUUUCAGGGAACUUGAACUGUGUACAGCACAGACAUCAUGUCAUCUGUCUCUGUUCUAUAGAUAGUCUCUAUUUGCCUUUGUUUUUAUUUGGUUUUAUAUAUAUAUAUAUAUAAAUAUGAGAUAUAAAUAUUAUUCAGGAUGUACAGAUUUUUAGUCACUUUUGCUCUUUACUACAAAAAUAAAGUUUUAAGUAUAAAAUGAUGAAA